Messenger RNA from Haliotis rubra (blacklip abalone), 3387 nucleotides. RefSeq names its product flocculation protein FLO10-like. Bases 170 to 3319 code for a protein of 1049 amino acids. The record is from RefSeq and is a predicted model, not a curated record. Lineage: Eukaryota; Metazoa; Mollusca; Gastropoda; Lepetellida; Haliotidae. The transcript has 20 exons.
AAAUGCUUCAGUAGGAGUAUAUUACGAAGGUGUAAGUUGCCAUGGUACAGCAGCCCGAGUGCCACACUGUCGUAGCAGAUGCACAGAAAGCAGACAGUACUUGGAUGUGUAUAGAAAAACAAGAGUGAUAAUUUUUCAGCUAAAAAAUGAACAUCGACAGAAAGGAAGUAUGAUGUCUGUACAAUACAGUAUAGUGUUCUGGAUCUGUUCACUUGCAACGUGGAAUUUCAGCACAGGAUUGGAAGCAAAUGGAGUAAAUGUAGAGGCGUAUACAACUUACAGGUCAUCGCGUUACACAACGUCGUGUGGUUUUCUUUAUUUGUUCCGAUGCACAAGAUACAGGCAGAGGGCAGUCACAAAUUACAGAUGCAAAACAGGGUACAGAACAACAGAUAACAGAGGCUGCCCACAUCCUCUAUGUGACAAUCAGAUACAGUCCGCUGCUUGCAACAUCGACUACAUCACAUCUCACAUCGUCUACAGUAACGGCAGGACACAGUUCAAGAGUGGGGGCAGCUGUUCCUCCCCUGGGAUCUGUGCCAACUGUAAUGAAGGCUUUUAUCCCAGCAAUGAACGCUGCAGAAUGUGCAGCGCCAUCAGUAACUGUGACCUGGAGACAUGCACCAGCAGCAGCAACCAGGUGUGUAGUCGCUGUGAGGGGGUCGUGCUGAACCAGGCAGGACACAGAGCGUAUGUGACGUCUUCUGAUAGAAGAUCAUGCACACAGGCGUGUUCGUGGCGGAGUGACAGCACCCGGUGUUAUCCCGGGACCUGCAGGAACGAGUACGCCAGUAACUGUGCCUGCUCUAGCGGCUUCACGGGGAAACAUUGUCAGACAAUAACAACGAAGCCCACAAUACACUUCAACCUCCUAAGACUGUCCGCCAGCAACGGCGACGCGACAGAGGCACCUCCCGACAUCAACAGUGGUCCAUCUCAGUCCACCAGCUGGUCAAACAUCAACUCUCAAUCCAGAAUGUACUACAAGUUUGAGGCAGAAUACAAAAUGGUACCUCCAUCCAGACAUGCCUUCAUUGAAAACUUCCGUGUGGGCAUUGUCAGUGGUUCUGCUACAUUCAAACUAAAGAGAGGUGCAGGUGAUGUCUCCACUAAGGUCUAUAACUGUGGAGGAGUCAGGCGAAGCAGCCCGGACACAGACCUGUACACCUGUGAAGGAAACCCAUCAGGGGCGUCUGUACUCCCUCUGCCCUUCCAACACAGAGAUAUAAUUGAAUUCACUUAUUCAACAAGUAAUGGAGGGUAUGUGGAGGUCCGGGACAAGGAGAGAAACACACUAGCGACCUACUACUACAACGGUGCCACACAGACCCACACCUUUACUGUGUCCAUAGACCUGGUGGAUCCCUAUCACUGUACUGGUACUACUGCCUGUGUUGGCAGCAUGUUGACUGUUCCCGAUGUUAUCAAGUCUCCCACAGUGAACCUCCGCUGGAGUGGCUGGUCAGAUACUGAUGCAGGAGUCGACCACUUUGUGAGGGACGUGUAUGAACUCCACGCUGUUGGGGAUGUACUCAGAGCUAAGCGUCGUGUUGACACUACAACGUUGACAAGCUCCACGACGUCCAACAGCUACACACUGACUACGGCGGGAGUGUACUCGGUUGUCCUAUCUGCCUAUGACAAGGGAGGUAAUCACAGAAGUGCUAGAAGAAUAUUGAUAUAUGAUGGUACUUCGACUCUGACAACACGGGUAAAUACAGCUCUCCGCGUGACAACAGCAUCAUCAACGACAUCAUCAGAGUGGCAAACAACGUCAUCAGCAGUGACAGUAGAUUGGACCAACAGAUACAUCAACACAGUCCACCACAACAACAAGUGGCUCCACGGCGUGGCUUCUGUUGGUGACAUCAGCUCGGACUAUGACGAUAAGGAGGGUGACAGAAGUGUGGCUGCCAUCAACAAUGUUCAGGGUGUAACACGAUUCUUGACGUCAUACAAAGUCGACCACCAAGGAGGGUCGUCCAUCACCAGUCCACCAGCUAAAAACCUGUUCACCAGUCAAGGUCUGAAUCAGUCACAGACCAUAACAUCCUCACUAGUGGACGGGGACACUGUACGCUUCUGGAUGCGAGCCUAUGACAUUAGAAGCGAAUUCAAUGAAGAACAUGUGACAGUCCACAUCGACACAUCACCUCCAGUCAUGGAGAACCUUUGGCUUAACAGAAGCGGAAGUCUCAACAUCAGUAUAUAUUGGGUGGAGGAACUUCAUGAUGUAAAAUUGGAGUUCGAUGUGUACGAUGGACACAGUGGAGUGGAAACGGUGCAAUGGAGAAUCGUACAAAAACGGCAAGAUGAAGAUAUGGUGUUAUCUGUAAAGUGGAUUUCUACUCAGGUCUAUCGUACUCUGGAUGACUGCAACACCAUGCACGAUGCAAGAGAUGGUAACUGUUAUUGUACUCCAGCUGGCACAUGUUAUCAUCCCCACUUCCAAGUGAAACCAGCCCUGGAAGACAUAAGGGACGUCAAGUUGGCUGAAGGAAAGGAAUACUGGUUUCUAGUCACAGCCACAAAUUAUGCUAAACUCCAAACUGAACAGGAAGUAAAGAUCCAAGUAUCUGUGAGUCCCCCUCAACCAGGUGUUGUCCACGAUGGUGAGUCUGGACAAACGGAAGUGGACUACCAGGACAGUCUACAGCUCCACGCCCACUGGGAAGGAUUCUUUGACAGAGAGAGUGCAAUUGCCUUUUACCAGUACACGUUCGGACCAAGAUGUUUACAAGGACACUUAUUUGACCUCAACAAAACCCAAAACAUGGAAUCAACACGCACUACUGAAGCCACAUGGACAGCGCCGUCUUGUGGAACGUUUUACAUAACUGUGGUUGCUUAUGAUGAAGCUCAGCAGAGAAGCGAUGCCGUUUGUUCAGAUGGUGUGGAGACAUGCAAACCAUCUCCUGUCCAAAGUAGUCCAUUGAUCAGACGAAAUCUUGUACUGGUGGUGUCGGCUACUGCGUCCGCUGUCGUUGCAGUUGCCGGCAUUGUCGUUGGAGUUGUUGUCUGGAGGAGGAAACGAAGAGGCCAACCGAAGAUCUCUGACCAAACUGUGUACUACAAUACAGGGCCAUCUGAAAACGCUAAGCCUAAAAAGACAACACCUGAAGACACGAUGUAUGACAAGCUUGAUGUCAACGCACGCGAUGGAGGAGCUGGUCAAGAACCAUACUGUUCUAUACAGACUUGUCGGUCGGAAGAAACAAACAUAUAUGAAGCUGUUGAAAAUCCGAUGUACCAGAACAUUGGCGAACCACCGCGUGUAACCUUCAACAGUACAUCAAGUGUCAUAUACGAAAACAUCUGAAUAUCACAUUUCAUCAGUCGCACAAAACUCAUAUGCGUAAACCUUUUUAAGAAAUAUAGAAAUCUUUU